Molecule: messenger RNA, 1584 nt
Organism: Salvelinus namaycush (lake trout)
Lineage: Eukaryota; Metazoa; Chordata; Actinopteri; Salmoniformes; Salmonidae
Product: melanophilin-like
Exons: 14
Coding region: 1-1584 (527 amino acids)
Biological process (GO): intracellular protein transport
Cellular component (GO): cortical actin cytoskeleton
Molecular function (GO): actin binding; myosin binding; small GTPase binding
Source: RefSeq, a predicted model, not a curated record
AUGGACCUGACCGCGCUUUCAGACGACGAGGCCAAGCACGUCUGGGAGGUCAUACAGAGAGACUUCACCCUCAGGAAGAUAGAAGAAGAGAGACUGGGGGACCUAAAGACUAAGAUAGAGAAGGAGGACACUAAGAUUGAGCUGCUGGGUACUCAGACCACCCUGGUAGACUCUCACUGUAUCCGCUGUCUGCAGCCCUUCAAGUUCCUGGUCAACAGUAAGCGUCAGUGCAUAGACUGUAAGAUGUACACCUGCAAGGCAUGCAGCCGCUACAACAAGAAGGAUCACGGCUGGGUGUGCGACCCCUGUCGUAUGACAAGGGUCCUGAAAAUCGGAACAGUGGGAUGGUACCAUGACAACGUGCGCACCCGUUUCAAGCGCUUCGGCAGUGCCAAGGUGAUGAAGUCUCUUUACAAGCGACUCAACGGAGAGGGCGCCCGUCGUGACAGUGACACACAAAGCAUGCCCGAUAUCCGCAGUAAGUACAAUGGUCAUGAUGAGGACUAUGCAGAAGCAGAAGCUCAGCGAUACAAAAUGAUGCGAAAGAACAAGCGCCUGCUCUCUGUUCAUCCCAUGGACUUGGAUGUGGAUAUAGAAGAGUAUUUUCCACCCCACUCUCGCACUCACUCUCGUCGACAAUCCUACCAGCAGAUCCAGGAGGAGCGAAGCGGUGGUCACCGGGGUGACACGGAGUACAUGGACUCCAUGCAGCAACAACAACAUCGCAUGAACCGUAGGAAGAGCCUGGAUAGGUACAACAUGCGCCCUGAUGAUGGGCAGUAUGGGAUGGUGCGUGCCCGCUCCCUGUCCAAGAUCAGCUCCUCUAUGAACCGCCAGCACUAUGUGGACACGUCAGAAGAGGAAGAGGGAGGGCGCAACACCAUGUACCAGACCCCCUAUCGCCGACGCCCUUCCUACAGCCGAGUUGGCUCUCACGAGAACCUGCAGGUCCCAACACAGCCACCGGUCAAUGCGCUAAACAAGCGCAUGUCAGCCAUAGAGAGUCUCCUGAACCGGCUGGAGUCCAAGAUGACUCUACCCCCCGACGAUGAGGCGACGUCCCCGACCGCUGCACAGAUAGAGGAGGAGAAGCUGAGGAGGAAGCUCAGCGAGCUGGCGGGGAACAUCAGUGUUCCCUCCUCCGACGAGGAAGCAGGAGGGGGGAAGAAGACCCCUUUAUUAAAGAGGGCCGCUGUGAAGAGUAACCUCCCAGUCCUCCCCCUGGAGCCCCUCAGCUCCUCCAGCGAUGAGGGGCCCACUGAGGCUCAGCAGGUGUACAUGACCUCAGGGAAGUCUUUUGACCUGGAGAAGAAGCUGAGGCAUCUGGAGCAGAGUGCCAAGAACCGCUUCGGAGGGGCCACAGACUCGGAGCUCUCUGACCUGGAGGACGUGGUGGCCCUGACUGCACAUCGGGUCCAGAGCACUGAAAGUGAGGUGUCUGAUUUGGAGAACAAGCUUGCUGCUCUAAGUGCCUCAGGGAAGAAAAAGAUAUCAGGUUCGCAGAACAGGAAAAGGUUUAACCAAGACUUCCCCACAAAACCCAGCAACGGCUCAGGAUCCCAAAGGAAAUACAAUCACAUGUAA